Daphnia magna is the source of this 1608-nucleotide messenger RNA. RefSeq lists its product as uncharacterized. The transcript has 3 exons. Lineage: Eukaryota; Metazoa; Arthropoda; Branchiopoda; Diplostraca; Daphniidae. The coding region runs from base 1 to 1608 and encodes 535 amino acids. The record is from RefSeq and is a predicted model, not a curated record.
AUGACCACUGUAUGUGACUGUAGUAACGAGCGAAAGGAUGGGUUCAUCGCCUUCGACGAUGAAGACUGCUUCCUUGGAUCGGAAGAUCCUGCCCCCCCAAAAAAUGUUACGUACACCCUGUACUCCCAUUUACCAGAAGUUAAACGAUUCCCAGGACACGUUUGUCGCAUGUGGGCGGUUACUCGAUCUAUCUUUACCGACUUCUUCGGUUGGCAUUACACUACUGAAAGUAAAAUCGAAUUCCCCUAUAACGGUUCCGUAACCAGAAACCUUCAAACGCUUAUUUGGGAAGACGCGUACAAAGAAAAAAAAUCCUGUGAUCUCAAACUUGCAGGCGAAUCGGUAAACGACGGCCUGUUGUACAAGACUCACGAUCCAAAAAUGCGGCGCUUACAGGACCGGAUCAGCCAAACAGACUACCUCGUUAAUGUUACGAAGGAAUUAGAAUGGUGUGGCAAAUCCGCCUUGUUCAGCAUUAAUGGAAUGGAAAAAAUCCUGAUUGUCAUUACCAUACCAACGCCGGAACUGUAUACCUCAUAUGCCUCGGGUUUUACGAACGCUGCAGAACCACUAGCCACUCCGUUGUUAGUCGAAGUGCACACAAACGGGUCUUACGACAGCAUCGAUUCCCAGAAUACCACAGAGCGUAAGAUUCCUGCGUCAUUAGCAGCAGAGAUCAAGCAGGCGGCUCAUCAUCAAUUUACCAGGGAUCUGGCACUAGACCAAGUAAAUCGACUGGCGAAUGAAAUUAGACGCCUCCAAUGCGAGAACCGAAAAGCAACACGCAAUAGUAUCCUCUUGAGUGCUAAGAACGACGGGUGGUACGCGGCUACCCAACUUCAACUGCCUAGUUGUUCAAGAUUAACGGUGUAUGGAGCGCAGGUUGAGGUAGCACGUUGCGCACCUUUUAAUGUAUCCUUCGGGGCCGAGCGGACGAAAUGUGGAAAUCAGCCCCGUUUUAUGAACUUCACAAUAGCCCAUAACGGAUGGCAACUUGUUCCAUACCACCCAUGUUAUUGGCCUGAAUCUUACUACGCCAACUUAAAUGGGAAAACUCAUAUCUACGCGGAUGGUGGGUGGGUUCCGGUAAUCACAACAGUUACAACAAACGGUAGACGCCUGGUCGGAUUGGCGACGUAUGAAGCUGAUAAUUCUCUAAAAAAAAUUUUGCAAACAAAUCCCGCGAUGCAAAACGGGCCGUUGAGUCACGCGUCGGUGAUGGCCGACAUCUUGGCUUCUAUUCAUGAGCAUUACGCAGAAGAUAACUCACGCCAAUUAUUGACAUCAAACGUACUCCUUCAGCACGGCGACGCACCGAACAUUGAUUUCGUCGCUAAGAUCGGUGGAUGGGUAAAGAAUUUCGGAGCAGUCUCGGGAUUUGGUGCGUUUUCAGUAUUGGCCGUGAGAUUUUGCGGAAUCGGUUCGCUACUACUCAAGGCUUUCCCCCUCCUUUCCAAAAUCCUCCAAAUGACUUGUUUCAAAAAGCCUCCAUUGACCAUCACCGUUGCAGAUCUACCCAUAUCCAUCGACGUACAACCAACCACAGUGACCAACCCAUCCCAAUCCACCGCAUCCGCAUCGGCUGCAGUUCCGCCACGCCGUACGUGA